UGAAGCCGCACGCCUCCACACAUCAGUAUAGACAGACACCUUUCCUUUGCUUCUGUGGUUCAUAACUGCUGACCGCUCGCGUCCUCACACACUAAACGCAGGCCUCCGGAUCCGUCUCGGACACUGCUCCCUGCGGCCAUCCUCUUAGACCGUCUCAGUCCUUUACGUUCGCCACUAAACUAUAACCGUCAGAACAUAAAGUGGUGUAAAACACCUCGUGAGAAACUCCUCUGGAUCCUGACGACAGCGGAAACAUGCCUGCCUUGUAGUCGACUUGUAGCUUCUGGUCACGUUCACUCCGAUUGGUAUUCAACAUUUCGUGAAUGUUGAUUCUGACACGAGUCAUCUGAAUAAGUGUGUUCAUAUCAUUUUCAUUCUAUUGCAUUCAGAUUCUUUAUUUGAGGGAGAUGCUUAUGUACAGAUAUGUGUAAAAUAAGAAAAAAUAAAACUUUGUUUCAUAGACCGUGGCGUUCUGGAUCGUCUGUUGUGGAGAAAAUACGAAUCGUAACUAAAAUCACUUUUCUGUGGAAGCUCGUUUCUGCCACAGGGAGAGAAAAAGGUAGAGGUGACUGACUUUUCCUCACAAUUCUGAGAAGAAAUAAACUCGGGAUUUCGAGAAAAGAGUCAGAAUUCUGAGAUUAAAAAGUCACAAUUACUUUUGUAUUUUCUCAUUUUGUGGCAGAAUCAAGCUUCUGUAGUUUUGCGUCAUUAUUUGUGCUUUAGAAUAGAAUUGCACAUGCGAUUAAACACAAAGUGCUGGUCUUUACAUGUUUCAUCCAAAACUGCCAUCAAAUAUAUUCCAAAAGUGCUUUCUUUCUACACAUUUUAUUUUUUUUCCAUUUUGAAAAUGAAUCAUGUUUCAUGCUGGAAAUUUGUCAACUCCUACAGAUCGAUGAAUUUAUGUAUCAUGUUCUAUUUGAGACUGUAUACGACUCACAUUGUUGGAACUAAAAGAAAAUCUGCGGGUUUAUCAAAUAUUAGUCAGAUAAUUGUGUGAUUGAGUGGAAAUACUCAUAUAAACAGACUUGUGUGGAUUGCUGCCACUACUGAUCAUUAUGCAGUGUUUUCCAGUUAUUCAUGGAAAGUGUUGUGAUUUGUGGCUGUGUCUGAAUGAAGUGAAAACAGGAGCCUGUAGUGCAGUUGUUUGUUGAGGUCACCGUGAUGAGCGCAUGCACACAUCAGAGUGUUUAUUCCAGUUUCAGUGCAGCAGCAAACCAAAAGAAAAGCACUGUGUGAGUGAGUGAGUGUAUGUGUGGAGGUUGUACAGUGAUUGAGAGUGUGAGGGAUUCCCCCGUCAUGAGCUUAAAGCCCAUUGCACUCGUACUCCAGCAAACACACACACACCGAGACUGAGUCUGAGCGACGACACUCAUCAUGAAGAUCUGCGCUGUGUUCUGUGUAUUUGUGGCUCUUGCUCUGGGCUCUCCGGUUCCUCUGAACACACAGCAGUGUGAAUGCAGCGCCGCCGCCAGGUCUCUGCUCUCCAGCCUCUCACACAUCAUGCAGAAGGAGGGGAAGAUGAAGCACAGGGAUCUGUUUGCUGGCUUUAACUGCACGGAUCUGGAGGCUCAGAUGAUUCCUCACACUCUCACAGCAUCUGUCUGUCAGCCCAGCGCCUCUGAUGAUAAAGCAGCCUGCUCCAGCCACCGGAGCUCGUCUUUCAGUGAGAUGGAGUGUCUGACGAACAUCCGAGCCGAUCUGCGCUAUUACCACGUGAUGCUGAACUCCUACAAGCCCAGCGAGACUGAUCUGAGUCCAGUGAAGACGGCCACCAAAGCCCUGAUGGAUUGUUUGGAUGAGAACUGUGAGGCUACGGAUGGAGAGUUUCCUCAGUGGCUCGUCUGGAGCGGCUCGUCCUUCACUGACCGUCUGUCGCUGUGCAAAGCGCUGAAGGGCUUCCACAUCCGGGCCGUCACCGUGAACCGGGCGCUGGGGUACAUCGGCUCCGGAGAGCACAGGAAAUGAUGUCACUCACUCCGGAGAGUCACACAUAAGCUGAAUAUUUAUGUUCACCCCUCAAUCUAUUUAUUUGUUUUGAGAAAUUAUUUAU
This is a messenger RNA of Sinocyclocheilus grahami, 2050 nucleotides long. Its product is annotated as interleukin-12 subunit alpha-like. Bases 1375 to 1965 code for a protein of 196 amino acids. The record is from RefSeq and is a predicted model, not a curated record. The transcript is spliced from 7 exons. Lineage: Eukaryota; Metazoa; Chordata; Actinopteri; Cypriniformes; Cyprinidae.